Messenger RNA from Funneliformis geosporum, 906 nucleotides. The record is from the annotation of a GenBank genome assembly. NCBI's taxonomy places the organism in Eukaryota, Fungi, Glomeromycota, Glomeromycetes, Glomerales, Glomeraceae.
AUGUCAUAUAAUUUCAGUUCAAACCUAUCUGAUGACUACCUUACAGUGUUAGAAAAUGAAAAAUAUUCAGAUGUUAUAAUCAAGGUUGGCGAAGGUGAGAAGUGCCGUGAUUAUAAAGCACACAAGUUAAUUCUCUCAAUUCGUUCAACAUUUUUCGAAAAGGAAAUUCAAGAACAAUAUAAUCGAAACACAAUUGUUCUAAAAUAUGAAAAUUUUGAUUCUCAAGCUUUUGGAUACAUAUUACGUUAUUUGUAUGGAGGAACUUUUAACUUGGAAUCAAAAGAUAUAAAUUUUAUCUUAAACAUGCUGAUUAUAACCGAUGUAAUUAAUUUUACAAACCUCGUUGAAGUUCUUCAAAAAUAUUUAAUUGAAAAAAGGAAGAAUCAACUUAAUAAUCAAUUUAGUCUUGUUCACCAAGUUAGUUCUAAACAUCAGUCAUUCAAAAAAUUGCAUACACACUGCGACAAAACCUGUCAGUUUACUCCUGAAGUUGUUUUUAAAUCUAUUGAUUUCGUCAAUUUACAUAUAGAUGUCUUGAUUUAUCUUCUCGAAAAUAAGAAACUCAGAUUAUAUGAAAUUCAAAAAUGGGAUUAUAUUCUUAGGUGGGGGCUGGUUCAAACUCCUUCAAUUCCUUUCACAAUCUCCGAUGAUCCUUCUUCCUCUUAUGAUACUUCUUUAUGGUUGAGAGAACAUUUCAGAGAUUUAUCGAAUAACACCAAAUCAAUGAUUAAGUUGAUUGAUCUUAAAAGAAUUUCCAGAAAGGAGUUUUGCGACAAGGUCAAACCAUUUAAAAAAAUUUUAGAAAAACACCAUUAUGAUGAACUUCUUAGCCAUCACUUAAGCGUGGAAGAAUUAAACGUUGUAACUCCAUUAUCUUAUGUUGCAAAAACCCUUUUUAGGUUUUAG